Penicillium vulpinum is the source of this 738-nucleotide messenger RNA. RefSeq lists its product as uncharacterized. Lineage: Eukaryota; Fungi; Ascomycota; Eurotiomycetes; Eurotiales; Aspergillaceae. The transcript has a single exon. The record is from RefSeq and is a predicted model, not a curated record. Bases 1 to 738 code for a protein of 245 amino acids.
AUGCGUUUCUUCAACAUCGUCAGCCUCCUGGCCGGAGUCACCUCCGCAGCCACUGCCACCUCCUCGUCCUCAGGCGCAAGCGCAACCUGCUCGCCCACAGCCUCUGAUGCAAAGGUCCUUGAAUUUGCUUGGGGUAUCUCCCAGUUCAUCGGUGGCUACUACAACUCUACUGUCCCCAGCACCUUCGGAAACUCCAACAACGCCACCCUCCAAGCGUACCAGAAGAUCCUCUACGGUCUCGAGAAGGACAACACUCUAUCCACUGCCGCCGUCGAGAAAGUCGGCGCUAAGGCGCCUGGCUUCUCCAAGCCCCAGUGCAGCUUCACUUUCCCCCAGGUCAACACUACCCAGGCGUGGGCAUCCUAUGCCUACCGCUUCGAGGAUACCAUCACCGGUGCCUUCAUCGGUCUUGCCGGGUACACUGAGUCCCCCGAGGUCUCUUUCCUCAUGGCUCGUCUAGCUGCUGAGCACAGCGCCCACUCUGCCUUGAUUGGUAGCCGCGUUAACUCCACCAUGUUCUCUGCCAACUCUUCUUCCCUUGUGGCUGCUUAUGGCCCCGCCCAGGUCCUGUCCUCUCGCAACCAGACUGGUAGCCUCGGCGAGUAUCUUGGCGGAUGUCUCACUGCCCCCGUCAGCCGUUGUGGCCCCCUGAGAAUCGGCCCCUUGGCUGCUACUCCCUCCUCUUCCGGCGUUGCCAGCAGCACCGGCAUGGCUACUUCUUCUGCCAAGAAGAACUAA